Messenger RNA from Pectinophora gossypiella (pink bollworm), 1740 nucleotides. RefSeq lists its product as uncharacterized. The transcript is spliced from 2 exons. The coding region runs from base 1 to 1686 and encodes 561 amino acids. The record is from RefSeq and is a predicted model, not a curated record. NCBI's taxonomy places the organism in Eukaryota, Metazoa, Arthropoda, Insecta, Lepidoptera, Gelechiidae.
AUGUAUAAGGUGUCCAUCGAUUUGUUAUUAGACCAAGGGCAAGACUGCGAUGCAGGAGGUCAAUAUUUUAUACUUGACCUCGACAAGCAUAACUCGUCCUCGGCGCCGAUUGCUUCUUCUUCGAACACUGACAAACCAAUCUCUUCUUGUCCUGAAAAUGCGGAACCAAUCACUUCCUGCACCCGUGAUGUGGAACCAAUCACUUCUACCAGAACAGGUACUUUAGAACCGGUAGCUUGCAGUUCUAGUAGUCCUCAUUUUCACAUUGCUGGAGUAGCACCCUCUUGUUCUCACGAACGAGUUAUCGCGAGUUCCUCAACAGAUCACUCAAAUCAAUCGAAUUCAAAAUUCUGCUUCACUGAGAGCAAUAAAGGAGGUAGUAUUUUACACAAGGAUGGUCAUAGGUAUCGUAUAAGUAAGAUUAAUAAAAAUUUAACUUCUCUGUGGAUUUGCACCACGAAAACCUGUAAGGCAUCAGUAACUUUAAAUAUAUUGAAAGAUGGUGUAAUUCGAGAAACAUCUCACACUUGCUUGCCAGAUUAUAAAGGGGAACAUGUUGCUAAGGCGCUGUCUGAAUGUCGCAAGAGGGUUAGAACUUGUAUGAAACCUAUACCAACUGUGUACGAGGAAACUAUGUCUCAUUUAAAAUCACAAGAUUUUGCUGACGAAAUACCUAUUUUAAAAAAUAUUAAAAGCUCCCUUUAUAGAUGUCGCAACAAAUUUCUUGAUGUUGAAAAAACAUCUUUUAAAACUCUCAGUGAAGUUAAAAUAUCAGAGACUUUUGGCAAAGAUUUUUUAAUGUUUGAUGAUGGAACUGAUGAGAAAAUAUUGUGUUUUAUUUCGCAAAAGUGCAAAAGUGUGUUCCCAAAUUUGAGCCACGUAUUUUUAGAUGGAACUUUUAAGGUAGUUCCCAAACCUUUUUAUCAAAUUUAUACAAUACAUGGUGAUUUGGGUAACGGCACUGUCGUUCCUUUAUUAUAUGCCCUUUUGCCAAAUAAAACACAAGAAACGUAUAAAAGAUUAUUUAAUCUUAUAAAGGAAAAAAAUCCUGAUUUUCGGCCAACUAACUUCAAAAUUGAUUUCGAAAAAGCCGCAAUCAAUGCUAUAAAUGAGAUAUUUCCUGAAGCCGUGGUAAACGGCUGCUUUUUUCAUUAUAGCCAGGCAAUUUGGAAAAAGGGCAAAAAGCUCGGGUUCACAGAGACAGAGGGUGGUAAAAAAUUUAUUGGGCUAUGUGCUGCUAUGGCCUACCUUCCACAUGAUCAUAUACCUGAAGCGUGGCUGUACCUACUGCAUAACGUCCCAAAUGGAGCCGCUGCAACAGCUUUCACCGAUUAUAUGUCCAAUCAAUGGAUUAAAAAUAGUAAUCUUUUCACAUGUCACGGGGAUGUGUACAGAACCACAAAUCAUGUGGAAGGUUGGCACAAUCGGCUCAAUAGAAGAAUCACAAAAAAUCCGUCACUUUAUCACAUCAUAGAUGUAUUAAAAGGAGAGGCUAUUGAAUCAGAUUUUAAAAUAGAUCAAUUGAAUAAUCACGUCCAUGAAAACGUGCCUAAAAAGCGACGCAAAACUGACAAUAAAGAUCUGGUCAUUACAAAAAUUAUUGAUGAUUUUCUGGGUAAAAAAAUUGAAAUUGGUAUUUGUCUGCAGCGGCUGGCUAAUGUCAAAAUAAUAUGUAAAAAAAAGUAAGGGAUUACGUCUUAUUUAUUUAAGUUUUAAUUAUUUACACACUUUUUAUUUUUA